Molecule: messenger RNA, 1048 nt
Organism: Paramecium sonneborni
Lineage: Eukaryota; Ciliophora; Oligohymenophorea; Peniculida; Parameciidae
Source: the annotation of a GenBank genome assembly
CAUGGGAGAAUAUAAAGAUUAAAGAUACUAGUUUGAUUGGGGAAAUUUUGUAGGAUGCAACUUUAAAGGAUCUCAAUUCUAAAAUGUCGAUAUGAGUGGAGUAAAUCUAAAUGGAGCACUAUUAUUGAAUUGUCUGUGGAAGAACAUUAAAAUAUGCAAACUUAAUAAAUUGGAUAGUCACGAUCAUGUCCUAUCAGUAUGCUUCUCAUCAGAUGGAACAACUUUAGCUUCAGGUGGUGAUGAAUCAAUCCUUUUAUGGGAUAUUAGAACAGGAAAAUAAAUAUCCAAAUUGGAAGGACAUAGUAAUUAUGUUAGAUCAGUUUGUUUUUCACCAAAUGGAAAAAUUUUAGCAUCUGGUAGCGAUGAUAACUCAAUCUAUUUAUGGUAUGUUAAUACAGGAGAAAAAGUCAAAAUAGAUGGUCAUAGUAAUUGCGUCAACUCAGUAUGCUUUUCACCAGAUGGAACUACUUUAGCAUCUGGUAGCGAUAAUAAAUCAAUCCGAUUAUGGGAUGUUAAAACAGAAAAAGAAAAAGCAUAAUUUGAUGGUAAAAGUGGAAGAAUAUGGUCAGUAUGCUUCUCACCAGAUGGAUUUACCUUGGCAUAAGGUAGUGAUGAUUACUCAAUCAGAUUAUGGGAUGUUUAAACAGGAAAAGAAAAAGCCAAAUUGGUUGGUCAUAGUAACAGUAUAAACUCAGUCAGCUUUUCACCAGAUGGAACUAUUUUAGCAUCUGGUAGUGAUGAUAACUCAAUUCGAUUAUGGGAUGCUUAAACAGGAAAAGAAAAAGCCAAAUUGGAUGGUCAUAGUAAUUGUAUCAACUCAGUAUGUUUUCCACCAGAUGGAAAUACUUUAGCAUCUGGUAGUGAUGAUAACUCAAUCCGAUUAUGGAAUGUUAAAACAGGAUUAGUAAAAGCCUAAUUAGUUGGCCAUAUUAAUAGGGUAUGGUCAGUCUGCUUUUCACCAGAAGGAACUAUCUUAGCAUCUGGUAGUGAUGAUAACUCAAUAAGAUGAUGGGAUAAUUAAGCAGGAAAAGAAAAAGCCGAAUUGGAU